CUGGUGUGUGUGGCCACAGCUCGUGACCACCACUACGGCAACCAAUUUGACGAGUUUAAGGCCCAAUACCAGCGCCUAUAUGAAGGCGCCGGCGAAGAGUCGGCCCGUCGGGCCAUUUUCACGGAGAACUACGAACGCAUAAUCGCCCACAACCUCGAGGCCGACGCCGGCCAACACACCUACCGAUUGGCCGUCAAUCAGUUCGCCGACUGGACUAACACCGAGUAUAGGCGGUCGCUGUUGGGCUAUAAGCACCGGCAACAGCCGCACAACGUGUCGGUCUAUACGGGCACCGGAUUCGCAGCCCUACCCGACACUGUCGACUGGCGUACCAAAGGUGUGGUCACACCCGUGAAGAACCAAAAACAGUGCGGCUCGUGUUGGGCAUUCUCGGCCGUGGCCAGCAUCGAGGGCCAGCACGCGCUCAGCACCAGUAAACUAGUGUCUCUAUCGGAGCAAAACCUGGUCGACUGUUCCCGAGCGGAGGGCAACGAGGGGUGCGAAGGGGGUCUAAUGGACGACGCGUUUGAGUACGUGAUCAAAAACAAGGGCAUCGACACCGAACAGUCGUAUCCCUACCGGGCCAUCGACGAGAAGUGUCUGUUUAAGCCCCGGUCGGUCGGCGCCACAGUCACCGGCUUUAAAGACAUACAGUCGGGCUCGGAGUCGGCCCUACAGUCGGCUGUGGCCACAGUGGGGCCCAUAUCGGUGGCCAUCGACGCCUCCAGCUUUACUUUCCAGAUGUAUAGCUCAGGUGUUUAUAAUGACAAGUCGUGCGGCAAUAAACAAGAGGACCUAGAUCAUGGGGUGACCGCUGUGGGUUAUGGUUCGGCCCUACAGUCGGCUGUGGCCACAGUGGGGCCCAUAUCGGUGGCCAUCGACGCCUCCAGCUUUACUUUCCAGAUGUAUAGCUCAGGUGUUUAUAAUGACAAGUCGUGCGGCAAUAAACAGGAGGACCUAGAUCAUGGUGUGACUGCUGUGGGCUAUGGUGUGUUUGAGGGCAAACCAUAUUGGUUGGUGAAAAAUUCAUGGGACACCACGUGGGGUCAAAAGGGCUACAUAUUCAUGUCCAGGAAUCAGGAUAACCAGUGCGGUAUCGCCACCGAUAGUAGCUUUCCUACCGGGGUUAAA
Messenger RNA from Medioppia subpectinata, 1131 nucleotides. Lineage: Eukaryota; Metazoa; Arthropoda; Arachnida; Sarcoptiformes; Oppiidae. The record is from the annotation of a GenBank genome assembly.